AUGCCGGCCAGAACCAUGCAGGACUGUCCACGCGAGCUUCAGUUGGCUAUUUUUGCCUUGUUGCCCUCAGGUGAUCUUCUCUCUUUGAGCCUGGUCAGCAAAAGCCUUCACAGCUUCGUCGAGCCGCUUCUCGUCGCCGACAUCCAUCUCGAAUGGAAAAAACAACCAGAUCAUAACCUGCCGCCCGUUGCUGCAUUGCUCCGGACCUUCCUCGAAAGUCCUUAUCUCGGCCAGUACUGCCUUAACCUGCGGCUUACUGGCAUGGGCUUCAAGACACACCCCGUGGAGCUACAAGUUGGCGCAGUCGAUGCCCUGGUGGCCCUGCUUAUUUCCAUGCUCCCGAAUUUAAUUUCUCUCGAGCUCGGGCCCAAUUCCACGCUUGAGAGUGCCUGCCUUGGCAAGUUCCUUCGUCAGGCCAUCACCUGCGUCGGAAACAGAAGCAGCUGGUUACCCAAGUUUCCCUCUCUGAAACAUGUUGUUUUCGCCGGUAGGACCAACGAGUUCCGUCACUGCGACUUCAAUAAUGCCGCGGAUGUUCUUCCGUUCUUCUAUUUGCCGUCUCUCCAAACCAUGUCCGUUUCAAUCGACAAUCCCGUCGCUUGGACAUGGCCGCAUUCAGAUAACGCUACGCCUCCUUUGCCAUCCUCUCUGACAUCCCUCGAGCUAUUCAGAUUGCGUGAGACUCGACUAGAACACCGACUUGCGCCACUCAAGUCGCUGAAGAAGUUGCACUGGCAUUGGUUCUACCAGGAGCACUUGGAUAGCCACGCCAGCACGGACAUCGUUGCGCUGGAUGUAAUGGCCCAUGCUCUGUGCCAAGUCCAUGGCACAUUGAUGGAAUUAACCAUUGAGGCUGACACAGAGGCUAACGAGCUCUACGGAGGGUAUGAGGAUCCCGAUGUGGAGACUCGGGGAUCACUGCAUGGCCUCGCCCAGCUUGCUCAACUCAAAUUCCUGCCCAUCCCCUGGGAUUUCCUGAUUGGGUUAUCACCGGAAGAAGUGACAGGAAAGAUGACGCAUCUGGGAGUGUCGCUCCCCUCUGGGCUCGAAGUGCUCGUAAUGACGGGCGAACUGCUCUCUGUUGAGAGUUUUGACUGCCACGAUGGUGUUAUUGUUGGAGCUAUUGAACUUCUGCUUGCCGAGGAAGAAGCGCCGCUGCGGCUCCCACCCCAAUUGAAGCGAAUCAUCUUGCCCUUGCCUUUAUACGUUUAUACUCUCUUACCGGAACUGCAAACUAGAAUUGAUGACUUAAGUGCCCAGUCUGGAAUCAGGUUGGAGCUAGAGAACAUUGGCGAAGAUGGGUCGAUAGAUCAGUAG
Clonostachys rhizophaga is the source of this 1317-nucleotide messenger RNA. NCBI's taxonomy places the organism in Eukaryota, Fungi, Ascomycota, Sordariomycetes, Hypocreales, Bionectriaceae. The record is from the annotation of a GenBank genome assembly.